UCCAAGUAAUGAAGACGUUGGUCACAUUUCUGCGGUUGGAAUAAGGAUCUUUUUGUAUAACACGUUUGUGUGGAGAGGACGGUGAGCAUCAGUAUGAACCGGAGAUGUUGGCUCAUGGUUUUAUUUUGAAGGCUGGAACCGAACCGGUAGUUCGUCUUCUUUGUUCUCGUAACUAGCUCGGGACAGAGCUGAACGUUUCGGUCGACCAGGCAGGCGGACCUUCCCCUCGGUCUCUGCUGGUUAGUAGUGCCAUUAAAGGAGACCAACCUGUCGUCAGUUAGCCCUGUCUUGAAACUGACUUUAUAUAAUAAGGAGAAACACGUCGGCGUGUUGACAGCACAGUGUCCACAAAUUGAGGAACUUGGUCUGUGUGUCGACUUAAUCUGAUGCUAACACGAAGGGCUAGCUGCGGUCUGCCACAGAAACUCAAGCUAACGUCGCUGAAGGUAUGAAGAGUGGAUUAAUAGGGUACGGAAGACUCUGAAAAGUUGAGCAAGUUUUCCAAGCAAUUGCCUUAACAUUAGCUGGGUGACGUUUAAACUCAACCUCGGUGAGGUUAACCCAUUCACCUGCAACUAGCCAGUGCUAACCUGCUGACUGGGCAUAUCUGGAAGAAAUGUUGAGUUAUUGAGAGCAACCCUGGCAGCUCCAAAGGUUGCCAGAUGAAACCAAAGACAUGUAGACCAGAGGCCUGAUGAGUAAACGCUGUCAUUGCAUCAAGAGCAUUGUCAGUUAUGUAAGGAGGGCUCAGUCCUUGUUUCAGUUGAACUGCUUCCUCACACCCACAGGUGUGUCUGUGGCCUCAGGACGUCAUUUUGUCUAGGCCUGUGAACAAGUAUUACAACUUCACCACUGAACUGGUAGUACAUGCACGCCUUUCCGGUAAACUCACAGAGUUGCCUGGCCAACGUCAGGAGCUGAAAAGUGUCUGCUGAUUUUAAUCAAACUGCAACAAGCUCCUUUAGAGAGAAUGACCGCUAUGGUGAGCAGAGCAUGGGGGUGGGUAGUGGGCUUAAGGAACAGCAGUGUUGUGUCAGAGAAUACCACAACAGUGACAGCCAAGGGCCAGAAGAAUGGCUCUGGCGGACAGGGCCUCAGGGGGUGGACUUCUUGGAUCUGGGGAGGAUGGAGAAAUCAGAAAGACCAAAGCAGUCCCGUAGAGGAGUUCUGGGAAGCACAGGAGAAGCUUCAACCAAUGGAAAUUGAAGAUCUCGGUGCAGGGAAACAGGAGACAGAUGCAGGUUCAGAUCAAGUUCCAAGAUGGUGGAAUAAAUAUCUGCCAACUUCCUACUUUUCAUGGCCAAGACAAACUGAACCCAAUGGACUGAGACAAAAGGAACGUGAUGGUCGAAGUGGAGGUGCGCGAGACUGUGAUAUUGAUGGGGACUUUUCUGACUAUGGAACACCUCCACCAUCUCCUACACCUCCUUCCUCUCAGCUGACUUCUCCUUUUCGACUCUUCGCGCAAAGCUGGAAGGUGGAAAUUCUCCCAGAGCACUACGAGAUCUGUUUCAACUUCCUCCGCCACCUGUUUGAUCUGUUUGUUGUUGGCUUCCUGUGGACUGUGUCCCCCCCUGCCAAGCUGAUCCUGGAGGUGCUGGGGGUCCAGGGAGCACUGAGGCUGUGGUUCCAUGGUAUGGCCAUGUUUUUUGUCUCCACAGUUGGAAUGGCAGGAUUACUCUGGUUGAUCCAGGAGUAUCUCCCUCAGUUUGCGUUGAUCUAUGGCAUCAUCCAGGCGCUGGUGAUCUCUGUCAGUGUUCGACAGAGUGUGAUCCUCGGCAUAGAGGAAGAAAAAGAGGAAAAGGGGGAGGAGGGCAAGGAGACGGAAGAAAUGAAAGACAGCAGGGAACAUAAAGAAAAGCUUAUGUCUGUUAAGGACAAAGUGAAGACAAGUUAAAUUUAAGGGAGUGCAACUUCAGUGGCACUGCACCAACCGAAGACCACCAACAGCAUCACACACCCACCACACGUCACUGUACUGUGUUCUCCUGAUGGGCUGUUUUUGAAGAGAGCUGUGUGUUUUCCACAGACAGGAAGAAGCUGCUGUGGAUUCAGGAGUCCAGCAAAAUGAGUCCAGCUGUAUCAGACCUCCUCCUGCAGGACUGCACAGGGACUGUUCACUACACCACUGUGUUCUGCAGUGUCACUUAAGAAUUGUAUUGCACAUUCAUUACAAACUAAGUUUUACUCAUGUCACUUUAUGUUCAAUUCUAUUGAUCUGCAUUUUAGAGACAUCUGUCCUCACGUGAUCUUAAUGUUGUCAUCAGAAUGUUAACACUGAUAGCAGUACAAAGUUUAGUAUCAGUAAAAUAUACUACCAGUUAUAUGGUCAGUAAUAACGGGCCAUGAAUGUUCAAGAAAUGCCUUUAAGUCAGUAAGAAAGAAACAGUAUUUAGGGAUACUGUGGUCACAUUUGAUUUGUUGUCCUGAGGGACUACUUUUCUCAUGAUUCACCAUGAGACAGUCACACGGUUUGGGACCGGGUGAUUGCCUUUGGUGCAUUGUUUGCAAGAGAAAAUAAAUACAUUUAAACCAAAAACAACCAAAAUGCACAGCCUGAAUUAACAAAUAAACAAAUGCAAUCCACUACAAACCACUGCAUUAACAAAAACAAACAAAACUCUGUGUGCUUACGAGUAAAUACUGUAGGGGACUGAAAGAAGUUAUUCUUCCACACAGAGGAGUUUGAGGAUGGGCUCCAGUGAGUAAAAGGCAGAGAAGAACAUUUGGUGCUACAGUGCUUUAGUGCUCCUGAAAAUUGGGUCAAAGGGGCCCGAAAUGCCGUUUAAAAGAAUAAAAUUGUAACUGACUGUAAUUCCACAGCAGUCAGGGAAACAGCUCCUGAUGUUUGGUCUAUCCACAAUCUGUGUUUACUCUAUUUGGGGUAAACAUUAAAAGUCAUUAAAUUCUUUAGUCUAUAUUGAGUCUAAUUGGAGUGCAGUUUUAAGCUAUGCAUUUGCUGCUUGGUGCCGUCUCUAGCGGGCUACAAUAACUUCUCUUGAAUAGGCCCAUCAUCUGUUGUUCAACUUUAACCUACAAACUUACACAGUUGACCUUUAGAAACACUGCACUGUAUGUGGAAAUGGAGAGCAGUUAUCUCAACACUAGGUGUCACUUAGUUUUGUACAAUUUUACACACCAGGGGCCAUUUGUAUAAAACUGUGUAGAUUUACGACUAAAACUGUGUGUGUGCACAGAGGCAGAAGUAUGCAUACACAGAUUUAUAGAACCGUGUGUACGCCUGAUUGUGUUUUAUAAAACUCCAAUCAUUGUGCUGGGCACACGAGCACAAGCGUCAUUCCCACACCCACAGUUAACCAUUAAUGAACGUAGAAACACCUUCCACAUGUGUCUGCAUAUUGACAGUCAUGCCUCCCACCAUCAUUCCACCUGUUUGUGAGAAAUACAGUAAGGAAAGAAGAGUUUCACUGACUGUAAAGUCAUCAGUGAAGCUUUCCACCAGGGCCAGAGCAGCUGUCAUUACACACAGCAGUGGAUAUUUGUAGUGUCUGUAUCACUAAUUCAUCACUUUUUUUCUGCAAAUCAUUGUUGCAGUGAAAUCUCAGUCAGUAUUAUUAUUACAUCAUUACAUUAUUACAAUCAGUGAUUCAUUCAGAGUGCUCAGGUUCAAACUGACUCUCGAAAAUGUUCCACAUGGUCAAAUUAAACGAUCACUAACAGGGAAAAGAGUGGAAAUAAAAAAUAAUGCAGAAAUGUAUCACUCUAACUCAUUUAAUAUAACCCUUUUUAAAUGUGCCUUUGUCAUUUUACAGAAUGCUGUGUAAACUGACCCCCCCCCCCCAAAAAAAAAUAGUUAAGAUGGCAAACCUUAAAACAUAGUUUUAAGUUUCUUAUUUUUAAUCUCCUUAUGAUAUUACCUGCAGCUCUCAGCUACAACUGUGUGUGCUUUCUUCCUUUACAAAUACCAGUUUAUGUUUUGGAAUAGGCGUGUGCCUGUUUUUUUUGUGGACACAUUGUUUGUACAUCUGGCCCCAGGUCUGCUUUUUAUGGAGAGGAGGAGACCUCUGUGUGUAAUUGGGCUCCUGGUAAAAACCUCCUGAACAAGGAACACUGAGGGAACUUAAUCGGGAGAAGAUUCAGCUGGUUGCAGUCUGCAGUCCUCACCGUGAGACCCCCCCCCCCCCCCAGUCUUACACACUGUUACCUCAGUUCUUUAGUCUAAUUAGAGUGCACUCUGAAGCAUACACUGCAAUGACUGUCUGCUCUGCUCUGGGUUUGUCUCUGUCCACCAUCUUUGUCUUUAAGGCACAGUCGCAACACGUCUCCCCAGCAAACAUUCCUUCCGUCCUUAAUAUCAUUCAGCUGAAGCUUGCAAAGCAGACACAUUUAAGCAGGCAUUUCCUGUUUGGAGCCGUCUCAAGCAGGCAGCAAUAAACUCCCUUGAAUAAACUCAUCUGCUGUUCAACUUUAACCUACACAUGUUCACAGGUGACCUUUACAAACUCUACACUGUAUGUGGAAAUGGAGAGCAGUUAUCUUAACACUGUGUUGUCACCUAGUGUUGCACUGUAUUACACUCCAGGACUACAGACUGCCAUAUUAUUCUGUUUACAUCAUCAUGCAGCUUUAUAUGACUUGUAUCCUACAUUACACCUGUAACUUCCUUUCCAUGUCCAGGGCAGAGUGCAGGUCAUUGUGUUAAACAGAGGGCUGACUUUGCUGACUUUACUGGAGCCAAUAUCCAAAUUCGGUCGAUGGUGGGAAGCCUUUAAGAGAUGGGCAAGUAGUAACCAACACUGCUGACCAAUUUACUGCUUUAGAGAGCUGUCAACAAGCACACAGACUACAAAAUACCACUUUAAAGCCAUCCCAUCUCUUUAACUCAGCAAUGCCCUCAAAUGUAAUGCAGAUAUAGAUUGUGUGUUUUGAGACCCAAGAUGAAUUGAAUGCACUAGUUGGUUAAAUGGUUGCUAUUUUUCUUGGAGUAAACCUCUGAUAGCUAUGAGGAAAUGGAUUCAGCACUCAGCUGGGAUGACUGCUUCUGGCACUCACUUCUAAAUAAAUAUAACAUUCAUCAUU
Molecule: messenger RNA, 5040 nt
Organism: Plectropomus leopardus (leopard coralgrouper)
Lineage: Eukaryota; Metazoa; Chordata; Actinopteri; Perciformes; Serranidae
Gene: c17h6orf47
Product: chromosome 17 C6orf47 homolog
Source: RefSeq, a predicted model, not a curated record